This is a messenger RNA of Arabis nemorensis, 567 nucleotides long. NCBI's taxonomy places the organism in Eukaryota, Viridiplantae, Streptophyta, Magnoliopsida, Brassicales, Brassicaceae. The record is from the annotation of a GenBank genome assembly.
AUGCGUCCUUUAGACGAGAACGAGACCACCGUCGUCUUCGAGAAGAUCUUCAAAUUCGUCGGCACCAACCUCAAGAACAUCGUCGAAAACCCAUCAAACGAAGGACCCGAAUCAGAACCAGGUCGCUACUGUUUCCGUCUCCAGAAAAACAGAGUCUACUACGUAAGCGAAUCACUAGUGAAACGAGCAACAAACAUCUCCCGGAAAAACCUUAUGUCUCUCGGAACUUGCAUCGGAAAGUACACACACGCCGGAAGUUUCCACCUUACGAUCAUGUCGUUGAAUCUACUGGCGGCGAAUGCUAAACACAAGGUAUGGCUUAAACCCACAUCGGAAAUGUCGUUUCUUUAUGGGAAUCAUGUGUUGAAAGGUGGAUUAGGGAGGAUUACUGAUGGUAUUGUACCUGGAGAUGGAGUUGUUGUGUUCUCUAUGUCUGAUGUUCCUUUAGGGUUUGGUAUUGCGGCGAAGAGUACGCAGGAUUGUCGGAAAUUGGAUCCGAAUGGGAUUGUUGUACUUCAUCAAGCUGAUAUUGGAGAGUAUUUGAGAGAUGAAGAUGAGCUUUUUUAA